CCAUGACAAGCAGGCGGGAGGAUAGCGCCUUGUAUAAAAUCCCCGGAGAGGACGGCGAUCCCCGGAGAGGCAUGAACGGGCGAGCGGCCACGAGCUUCUUAAGGAAUUGCCCCUCUCUGUGCAGCACUGAAAAGAUCAUGGUUGCAUUCAAAGGCAUCUGGACUCAGUCCUUUUGGAGAUCCGUGUCAGGAGAAUUCCUGGCCAUGUUAAUCUUUGUGCUCCUCAGUCUAGGCUCUACAAUAAACUGGGGAGAAAAGAGCAAUCCACCACCAGCAGACCUUGUUCUCAUCUCUCUGUGUUUUGGGCUCAGCAUUGCCACCCUGGUGCAGUGCUUUGGACACAUCAGUGGAGCCCACAUCAAUCCAGCUGUGACCGCAGCGCUUGUGUGCACCAAGAAGCUGAGCCUCGCCAAAGCUGUUUUUUACAUCAUAGCUCAGUGUCUAGGAGCUAUAGCUGGUGCUGGAAUUCUGUACCUUGUGACUCCAGAAGGUGUGAGGGGAAAUUUGGGUGUAACUACGAUUAACUCCAAACUGUCAAUUGGUCAUGGACUUGUGGUGGAAAUGUUUAUCACAUUUGAGUUGGUCUUCACGGUCUUUGCAACAUGUGAUUCAAAAAGGCAGGACUUGAAAGGCUCUGCGGCUUUGGCAAUUGGCUUUGCUGUCACUAUUGGACACCUGUUUGCUAUAAAUUAUACUGGAGCAAGUAUGAAUCCUGCCCGAUCUUUUGGACCUGCUGUUAUCACAGGAAAAUGGGAAAACCACUGGGUUUACUGGGUUGGUCCACUCAUGGGUGCCAUUAUUGCAGCUGCACUGUAUGAUUACCUGUUCUGCCCUGACCCUGAUAUGAAGCGACGUUUAAAACAGGUCCUCUCAAAGUCAUCUUUUCCAUCAGGAAGAUACAUGGAAGUUGAGGAUAACAAGAGCCAAGUUGAUGUCGAGGAUUUAAUGAUUAAGCCAGGAUCUAUUCAUGUCAUCGAUGUAGACAGGGAUGAAAAGAAAGAGAAGGACCCUACAAGUGAGGUGCUUUCUUCAGUAUGACUAGCCAGAAGCACUGGAAAAGGAGAGACAUCAGAUGAACACUUUCAACACUCAGUUGUUGUCCUCAAGGAAACUGAUCUCUUGUAGAAUCAGUUCCUAUUUUUAUGCACUUAAGAUGGAACAAGCAGCCGGCGAGUCCCUAAAAUUUUUGCCAUGUUUUAUAACCAUGGAUGGUCUUAAAAAAGCAAAAUUUUCAAUAUAGCCUGGUGGUAAUAAAGUACAUUGAUGAUAAAUAUAAAUUUAGAAUAUGUACAGUAAUUUUCAUUACCCUAUUUACAUUUUAACACUUCAUAAAUGAAGAUUUAAUUGCGAUUAAAUCCACCCCCUUUUCCUUUAUCAUAGUACUGCAAAAUAUUUUCUGCAUACAACAGUAAGUAGCAUAGUGUGUCAACCAUGACAUCACUGAUAUGCUUUUACUGAAAUCACUCACAAAACAUUUUAGCCAAUUAGGUUUCAAAAGAAUCGCUUCUAUUAAUUCAACAAGUUAGUUAAUUGCAGAAGACACGAUUUGAAAUGUCUGCAAUGUGGAUGUCAACACGCUUUGUUGAUUUUGUAGUUCAUUCUCAGUAUUAAAGGCUGUAUUGAAGGGGACUAGCUUUAUGUUACAGAAGUUAGGAGUUUCUCUUUAUUUCAGUGCUCUGUAUGAUUUAUUCUUUGUCUUUAUGUAGUUCCUUUUUCCAGAUAAUAAUUAGCAUGGAGCAGCACAGUAGUGCAGUGAUUAUAACAUAUGUAGCUGUAGAAACCCACGUUUGAUUUCAAGACCAGUCACGGUUGUUUGGAGUUUGUAAGGCUGUAAGUUUCCUUCAUGUCUCUUGAGGGUUUUGUAAGGGUUUCCUCCGACACUGCAAAGGCAUGCUGGUAUAGUUAUUUGGUGAAUCUAUAAUGGCCUACUGUGAAUGUCUGUGCAUCACAUCCAGGAUUAGCUCAUUCCAGUGCUUGUUAGAUCACCUUUUGCCCCCAUGGCUCUAGAGUGGUAAAUGCAUGUGAGCAAAAUGGAUGGCAUAAAAUAUUACACGAUUUAGUUAAUUAUGUGUUAUAAAAGAAGAAUGUUUUUAUUAUUGUUCCUAAAGAUAGCCUUAAAGUAUCAUAGUUUCCACUCAUUGAUUUAUAAAUGCAAAAAAGUACACCUAAGCUGUUCUGAAAGUAAGAAUAAUUAUAAGUUCUGCCAUUACUACACAUACCAUAUAUACUCACGUAUAAGUCAGGUCUUGAAACCUGAAAAAUUGAUCAUAAAAUCAGAUCCCGACUUGU
Molecule: messenger RNA, 2288 nt
Organism: Polypterus senegalus (gray bichir)
Lineage: Eukaryota; Metazoa; Chordata; Cladistia; Polypteriformes; Polypteridae
Gene: aqp4
Product: aquaporin 4
Exons: 5
Coding region: 3-1037 (344 amino acids)
Biological process (GO): transmembrane transport
Cellular component (GO): basolateral plasma membrane; plasma membrane
Molecular function (GO): water channel activity
Source: RefSeq, a predicted model, not a curated record